This is a messenger RNA of Apus apus (common swift), 3171 nucleotides long. RefSeq names its product ankyrin repeat and SOCS box containing 13 (gene ASB13). The transcript has 6 exons. Gene Ontology annotation, biological process: positive regulation of protein catabolic process; protein ubiquitination; intracellular signal transduction. Gene Ontology annotation, molecular function: protein binding. The coding region runs from base 60 to 890 and encodes 276 amino acids. Lineage: Eukaryota; Metazoa; Chordata; Aves; Apodiformes; Apodidae. The record is from RefSeq and is a predicted model, not a curated record.
GCGCGGCCGGGCCUGCUCCCUCGGUGCCGGUGCCGGUGCCGGCCCCGGGGGCCCGGGCCAUGGAGACCCCCGGGGGGUCCCUGCGGGGCGAGAUCGGUUUCUGGGCUGAUAGGACCCCAGUCCACGAGGCAGCCAGGAGGGGGGAGAUCCUGCAGCUGCAGCAGCUGAUAGAGAGUGGAGCCUGUGUCAACUCUGUCACCUACGACUCCAUCACCCCGCUGCACGAGGCCAGCCUGAGGGGACAGACCCAGUGUGUCAAGCUGCUGCUGGAUGCAGGGGCCCAGGUGGAUGCCAGGAACAUUGAUGGCAGCACCCCGCUCUGCGACGCCUGCGCCUCGGGGAGCAUCGAGUGUGUGAAGGUGCUGCUGUCCCAUGGAGCCAAGGUGAACCCUCCCCUCUACACUGCAUCCCCUCUCCACGAAGCCUGCAUGAAUGGCAGCUCAGAGUGUGUGCAGCUCCUCAUUGAUGUGGGAGCCAACUUGGAGGCUCAUGACUGCCAUUUUGGGACACCCCUCCACGUGGCCUGUGCCAGGGAGCAUCUGGACUGUGCCAAGUUGCUCCUCAAGGCAGGGGCAAAUGUGAAUGCUGCUAAACUGCACGAGACAGCCCUUCACCAUGCAGCCAAAGUGAAAAACGUGGAUCUGGUGGAGAUGCUGAUUGAAUUUGGAGGGAACAUUUACGCCAGGGACAACCGAGGGAAGAAACCAUCUGAUUACACCUGGAGCAGCAGCCCCACAGCAAAGUGCUUUGAGUACUAUGAGAAAACUCCCCUGAGCUUGUCGCAGCUCUGCAGGGUCACGGUGAGGAAAGCUGCUGGGCAGAAGGCUCUGGAGAAGAUUGCCAAGCUAAAUAUUCCUCCACGAUUAAUCCAGUACCUCUCCUACAACUGACAGGAUGACACCUUGUAGCUCCUGCAGUGUGAAGUAGCUGUUUCUUUCUCUUCUACCUCCCCCAGCUCCCAGAAAUUAAUUUUAAUCCCAGCAAACGGGUGUAAAUAGUAUUGAUGAGGCAGCACUUCAUGCCCUUCCUCUUCUCCGUGGGUGGAGACAAGCUCAGGCAAGGUCUAGCACUGGUUUGGGGGUGUAACCUCUCCUGGGGGGUGAUCUGUUGGAGUGUCACUGUGCUUGAGGCUGUAGCUCGAUUUCCUGGUUGGAGAAGACCUUCAAGAUCGAGUCCAACCACUACCCCAGCUCUGCCACAUCCAGCACUAAGCCCUGGCCCCUGGCACCUCAUCUGUCUUCUUAGAUGUCUCCAGGGAUGGUGGCUCAACCACCUCCUUGGACAGCCUGGCUCACCCCGUCCAACUCCCACCCCAGAACAGGACAACCCUAAAAUUCACACCACGUGAACACAGUUUUGCCUCAUUUUUACAGUUGUCUAACCUAAAGGCAUCUCCCCAUCAUCUAGCCAGGCUCCCUUUGCAGCCAGUGAAGAGAGACAGGUGCUUGUGGAGCAUGAUCCACCUGUCCUGUUUUAGCUGGGGUGACACAGUGUCCCCCAGGAUCACCUGUCUCCACUGGCUGGAAAGGGAUUUAGAGGUGAUGCCCUCGGAUGUGGACACCUGUGUUCCUGCAGUGGGACUGCUGGCUCCCACCUCUGUGUUCAGAACUCGAGUGACAACUGCCCACAUGCCAAGGGACAAAGCUUGAGAUGCCCCUGUGUGCUCAAGCUGGAGGCAAAUUAAGUCCCCAGUAGGCUCAGGAUUAAUUAGGAGGCACUGCAGCUGGCUGCUGGCUUUCCAUGAAGAUCAGGAGGGCUUUGGCUCAACACCAGCAGUGGGGACAAACUGCUGCCAGUCCAGGGGUGACUUGGCCCAUGCUCCUUCCUCCCUGAAGAUGAGCCAGCUCUUACUGUGGGCUCAUCACCACAUCCAAUUUUCAAGCCCAAGCCAAGAAGUUCUCUCAGCAGGUCCAAGGAUGCUUCCCCUUCAGUUGGCUGGUCCCAAACAAUAUUUCUCCUCUUGCUCUGAGCCACUGUGGCCACUCUGUUGGCUUGAUGUGCAAUAAGUGGCAGAGCUGCUGCCCAGUGGUGCCUGAGGCAUGGUGAGGGCACGUCCCUUGUCCCUGAGGUUUGUUCCCACAGUGAGGGCAGCAGGAGGGCUGAGUUCUGCCUUGGAUUUUGAGUAUUAUAGUUUUAUUUCCCUCCCCCUUCUGUGUUUCUCUCUCUGAGCUGGAGCCUCCUCGGGGGUUGGCAGCAGGAGCCCUGAGUCCUCUGCUUCUGGGCGUUGGGUUCAGAUCCUUUGGCUUCAGCAGAGGUGACUGGAGCCCUUGUCUGUGGGUGAUUUAAACCUUCAGGGUGACAGUUUGUAUCAGCAGAGCCAGAAUUGUCACCUGCCUUCCAGACGAGACUUUGUGUCUACUCCAGAGGCAGUGACCCAGGUGGUGCUAAGGGGCUGGAGCUCCCUGAUGUCCCCAUGAGCAAGUCUGAGCACCGUGGUGGGAACAGAUUCCUCCUCUGGAUGGUGGCAGGUGUCACAAACCCCACUGACUCAGGGCUCUCCACAUCCUGCUGUCAACUCCCCCAGCACCAGGGGGCUCAGCUCAGGAGGGAGGGGGGGGAAAUACCAUAAGCACAGGGUUCAAGAGCUGAGGUGGAACUUGAAUGCACUUUAAUGGUGACCAGCAAACCACUUGGUAUUUGAAUUUUUGGUCAGGUUUGUGCCCCCCACCCCUCCCUUCAUCUGUUUGGUUGUUGGUUGUUUGUUGUUUUGUUUUUUCUUUUGCUGUGCAGUGUCAUAUAGGACAGAAAAGUUCUCAAGGUCCUGCCUUUUGGGGGAUUGUUUUAUAAUUCUCAUGUGUGUGUUUAAAGUAUCAGAAAUGUGAAUUUGCCAAGAAGCUCAGGGAAGCCCUAGAGAUGGUUGUGGUGGGAUUCAUCCCUGUGAUGGGCAGGAUGGAGGUUUUGCCUUGUGUCUCUCUCAAGAAAAGCUUCCUCUGCCCAACCUGCAUGUCCUUACAGAUAAAUAGAUAUUAGGGAAGUGCAGCCUUUGGUAGCCUGGGGUGAAAACCUCCCCUCUUGGUUCACAUCCCUUAUUUCACAUACUCACAUCCCUUAUCAGGUGGCUUUUUUAACACAGCCUAAGCUGGUGAGAUACUGAAAUGGUGGAGUCCCAAGUUUCCAAUGUGAAAACAAAAGAAGAACCAAGAAUAAAACUGCAAGCUCCUCUUUACACCA